This is a messenger RNA of Mugil cephalus (flathead mullet), 3323 nucleotides long. RefSeq names its product ribosomal protein S6 kinase b, polypeptide 1b (gene rps6kb1b). The transcript has 15 exons. The record is from RefSeq and is a predicted model, not a curated record. Lineage: Eukaryota; Metazoa; Chordata; Actinopteri; Mugiliformes; Mugilidae. Gene Ontology annotation, biological process: protein phosphorylation; signal transduction. Gene Ontology annotation, molecular function: protein serine/threonine kinase activity; ATP binding. The coding region runs from base 115 to 1632 and encodes 505 amino acids.
UGCGCAUGCCCAGUGUAGUAGCCGGUCAUGGCGGCGGUGUGUGUUUGUCCAUGAGGUGGGGGACGCCUGUUAUUCUUGUGGUCUGUGACGGAGCGAUCCGAGCGAAGCGCUGCCAUGGCUGGAGUGUUUGACAUUGAUUUGGACCAACCGGAGGAAAAUGUCUCCGACGACGAGACUGAUGAGGCUCAGAUCAAUGAAAUCAUGGACCAGUGCACUGGCUUUGAGUUCAACAUGGACGACUGUGAGAAGAUUGAGAUCUCUGAGGACAACGUCAAUCAGGGCACGGAGAACAUCAGACCGGAGUGCUUUGAGCUACUGCGGGUCCUGGGGAAGGGCGGCUAUGGAAAGGUUUUCCAAGUUCGGAAAGUUGUCGGAGCCGCAUCUGGCAAAAUAUUUGCCAUGAAAGUUUUAAAAAAGGCUAUGAUCGUGCGUAACGCCAAGGACACGGCCCACACCAAGGCCGAGAGGAACAUCCUGGAGGAGGUGAAGCACCCCUUCAUUGUCGACCUCAUCUACGCCUUCCAGACAGGAGGGAAGCUGUACCUCAUCCUGGAGUACCUGAGUGGAGGAGAGCUCUUCAUGCAGCUGGAGAGGGAGGGCAUCUUCAUGGAGGACACAGCCUGUUUUUACCUGGCAGAGAUCUCCAUGGCUCUGGGCCACCUGCACCAGAAGGGCAUCAUCUACAGAGACCUCAAGCCUGAGAACAUCAUGCUCAACAAUCAAGGUCACGUAAAGUUGACAGACUUUGGUUUGUGUAAAGAGUCGAUUCACGACGGCACCGUCACUCACACUUUCUGUGGUACCAUUGAAUACAUGGCUCCAGAGAUCUUGAUGAGGAGCGGGCACAACAGAGCAGUGGACUGGUGGAGUCUGGGCGCCCUGAUGUACGACAUGCUCACGGGAGCGCCACCGUUCACAGGGGAAAACCGCAAAAAGACCAUCGACAAGAUCCUGAAGUGCAAGCUCAGCCUCCCGCCUUACCUCACGCAAGAAGCCAGAGAUCUCCUCAAACGGUUGCUGAAGAGGAACGCGUCAUCGCGGCUGGGAGCAGGAGCAGGGGACGCCACGGAAGUGCAGGCUCAUCCCUUCUUUCGACACAUCAACUGGGAGGAUCUGCUGGCGCGGAAAGUGGAGCCUCCCUUCAAGCCUUUCCUGCAAUCAGCAGAAGACGUGAGUCAGUUUGACUCGAAGUUCACCAGUCAGACGCCAGUGGACAGCCCGGAUGACUCCACCCUCAGCGAGAGUGCCAAUCAAGCCUUCCUGGGUUUCACUUACGUUGCUCCAUCAGUGCUGGAAAACAUCAAAGAACGCUUCUCAUUUGAGCCAAAAGUCCGCUCACCUCGGCGGAUCAUGGGCAGCCCGAGAACACCUCUCAGCCCAGUCAAGUUCUCAGCAGGAGACUGCUGGGCCCGGAGCCCCCUCCUCCAAGGCGGAGGACCGAGCGUCCUCCAGUCUCCUCAGGACCAGGCCAUGGAAGUGUCCACCCCAGAGCAGAUGGAUGUCACGUCCAGCUCCGAGGCCUCAGCCCCCCUCCCCAUCCGUCAGCCGGCCGGGGUCAACCUCGCUCAGAUGAAGCAGCAAGCCUACCCUGUUGUGGCCAAACGCCCCGAGCAUCUACGUAUGAACCUAUGACCCCGCCCCGCCCGUUUAGGAGAGUUUAUUUCUUGACUUUUUUUCUUUUUCUUUAUUGAUAUAUAUUUUUUUUUUUAAAGAAAAUCAAACAAGAUACGGAUGCUAGAGACAAUGAAAAAUCCAAAAUUGCACAUCCGCACACUACAUGAACUGUCACAACCUGGAGUUUGUGCGCACGUUUGGGACUCGAGCGUGCUUCAACUAAGUGCUACAGACAACAUCACCAUCUCACCACUUCUCCAUCACCUCAGGUCUGCUGACCUCGGUCUUCUGUUCCCCCUUUUAUCCUCUCAAAUGGACUAGACGGACUGAAAACGUUUAGAGGAGCUGCAGCUUGUGUGUGAAUCAGAGCUGAUGAUGUAUCACACAGCGUGCAAGUGAUUCAAACUGAAACACAGUCUAAUGUACGACAUGUCCAAAGUGCUUUGUGCGAUUUGAAUGAAUGCCAGUGAGGAAAUUGCUUCCAUUGGAAGAUUUUGACUUCUUCUUAGACAAAAUGCUUCCUGGCUCUGAAUGGAAUAUUAAUUAGGUUCAUUAUUUAAAAAAAUGAUCAAAUGAAGGAUCAUUGAGUAGUAGUAGUAGACAGGCAGAGUUCUGGUAUUGAUGAAUAUAGCUUUAUGUCUUACGAGGUUUUACAAGAUGGAUGCAUUAUCUGUGCUAUACAUCAGUGAUGAAUCAGAGAGAGCCUAAAUUAAACAAGAAAAAAAAAAGUUGACUUUUUACGUUCUUUGAGCAUUAAUGUUGUGGAUGACUUGUGAAACGGCUUAUUUGAUGUGGGAUCCACACGUCGGCUAUCUGCGCACUAAUCACUGGAUUAGCUGUCACCAGACACAAUUCAGACGGACGUCGCUUUCCCCCACCAUCGCCCAGACCCUCAAACUCAUCUCGGUGCUGCGCUGCACAGGGACGCGCUGGGUCUCUGCGGCCUGGGACGUCAGACGCCCCUGGGGCGAUUCAUACUGGAGAGACCGUGCCGCCAGUUGAUCUGGACACUGUCUGCCGCUACAGGGGUUUAAUUCUCCAAAAAAAAAAAAAAAAAAAAAAAAACUGGGGCAACAUUUACAGGCUCCUGCAUCAGCAUUAACUUGUUUAGGAUGGAAGUUUUAGAAUUCCUGAAAAGCAAGAGAAUUAUAAAUAAAACGCUGAAAAAAAGUGGGUCGUGUCUUUUGUGUACUGGAAGAAAAACAACUACAGACCUCAUAAGUGUGUGUAUAUAUUUUUUUUUUUAAUUACAGAGAUUUAUUUAAAAUCUGCAGCCUUCCAAUGGCAACAGCUGCUAGCACAUUCAAAUUCCUCACCAUACCCUGUGUUUUAUUCCUUUUUCUUUAUUUGAUUUGAGAUUUGGACUCGUAAACAAAAACAGUGCAAAAAAUUCAAACGUACUUUAAAAACAAAAAUGUCGAAGUUAAUGAGGAAAUGAAAUUAAAAACUUUACCACCACCUACAGGACAGUUACAGGCACUACAACAAUAAGUGCUGACAAAUAAGGAAUGCGUUUGUAGUCAAUAGAAGAACACGGUCUUAUCUGCUAUAAUGUUUUUCAAAAAUCAAAAUAAAUACAGUGUCAUUAUAAUGCCAAAAAAAAACAUGAAUGAAAUUCAGUCACUUCAAAAACAUUGAAGGCCCCAUAAUAUGAAAGGUUGUGUAAGUGUGAUGUAUAGUACGAGGGACUUCAUUUCUGCUGAAUCAGA